Messenger RNA from Pogonomyrmex barbatus (red harvester ant), 2236 nucleotides. RefSeq names its product transmembrane and ubiquitin-like domain-containing protein 2. NCBI's taxonomy places the organism in Eukaryota, Metazoa, Arthropoda, Insecta, Hymenoptera, Formicidae. Gene Ontology annotation, biological process: ERAD pathway. Gene Ontology annotation, molecular function: protein binding. The record is from RefSeq and is a predicted model, not a curated record.
CGUCUCCUUCUCAUUUCUAUUUGCUUCAAUGUUAAUUGCUUUUGGCAAUUAACGAAAACAUGUUAUCGUAAAACAUGUAAAAGAUAAUUGAAUAAUUCAAUCAAAAGUGCUGCUGGUUCUGUCAAACCAUAACAUCUCGGUCCAAAUUGUUGCAAGAACAAAUUAACAAGAUCGUAACUAAGAGAAUUUUGUAAAUAAUAUUGCAAUCUUAAAUAUAUGCCGAAAACAGAUGAGUAAAAUCUACUUCAUCUGUUUCUUCAUCUACUUCAUCUCUGUAUUCAUAUCUAUUUAAAUAGAUUAAUUUUAUAUAUUAACAAAAGUGAUUCUCGGCGUUACAAUGGGAAACAAUAGAGCAAUUGAGAAUCAGGGCUAUAAACGCACAAUUACAUUUUCGAUUUAAACUUCGUUUAUUAAUAAAGGUUCCAAACAUUUCCACUCAAUUUUGAGUUAUCUUCAAUGGUACAAUAAAGUAAAGGUAUAACUUUAGUCAGUCCAUGAGCCCAACCAUAAAAAUUAAUGAUAUAUCAAUCAUGUUAAUCAAUUGAAUGAAAUCAUUGAUUAAUCUUUAAUAGCCAUCUCAGAGCAAGAUGUCGUUGAUUGAGGGAGUAGGCGAUGAAGUCACAGACUUCUUCAUUAUCAUGACUGUACUGCUGGUGGGAUGGCUUGCUUGGUGCUCGACGAGUAUAGCAGAUCAGCCACUGAUACGUACAGUACUUAUUUUGCGUGACCGGGCGCCAAUACAUCUCUCUUCGGUUAGAACCAGUCGUCAGUCAACAAAUAGUCUUGGCAUCCAAGAUAUCGGUCGGUCUCGUAAUUCAGAAGGAAUAGAAGAGGAAACAUCAGAGAUAACUUCAAAUAUCAGUGAUAAUAUACAGUCGUCCACAAGUUGUCCAAAUACAACUUCCAUGGAAACGAGCGAGAUUACUCAAGAAGUCUCAAGAACAACGGAACCUACAGCGGCAGAAGAAGUACUUAUCGAAGCCAUGGAUUCGUUCAAUAGUUCUGAUCGAUCACUUUUACAAAGAACUACCAAGGCAGAUAACUCUAGCUUGACGUUGGAUCAAACUGCUAGUGGUACGUCAGAACUUAUGUCAGAAGAAUCAAACUUAACAACUGAUGACAAUAGUGACAUUAUUAUAAAAUUGAAAUUCAUAAAUGACGAUCAGAAAAUAGUUACUGGAAGUCUCAAAGAAAUGUUGGGUGAUUUUAAAAGGAGGCACUUUCAAAUAGAAUUGGAAGCACACAAAGUGAUAUGUUUGGUAUUUAAUGGUCGCAUAUUGCAACCCGAUACUAAAACCCUCGAACAGUGCGGCUUGUUUAACGAUUGCGUAGUCCAUUGCUGGGUGCAUCAACCGCGACCAGCCGCUGUACCGUCGUCCCAGACGUCCACUUUGGACAAUUCAUCGUCCAUUUACUUUAACUCUCAACCGUUCUCAGAUCUACCUACAGGCACGGGGAUGAGUUCUGUGCACAACGAAUGGGAUUUGAAUCGGCUCUUAGUAAGCAUUCUGAUGGUCAUCCUAGGUCUCGCGUGGUACUCACGGUAUUAUUACGCUCAAGUCUUCACCGCAACGACCACGCUCGCGCUCUACGCGUUAACCGCGAUCUUUACCGUCUCGUUGUUUAGUAACUUCUUUCCUGAUCAAGAUAACAUUCGGAAUGUAGAAUGAGAUGACGACGACGACGAUGACUACGAUUACGACUACGACUAUGACUACGAUUACGAUUAUGACUACGACUAUGACUAUGACUACAACUAUAGUUACCAUUAUUAAAUAUUAAUAAAGGCACCUUAAAUACAAUUGGUUUAACAUAUAACGUAACGUUUGAACGUACCAUGUACAUGAUAGGUGACCAAACGAUAAUCUUCGUCGUGGAGCAUCCGCUUGUACAUAACACUCAAGAUCAGAUUUAUCAUUGAUGAUAACGAGUUCAUUACAAUUGUAAUUUUCAUCUUUCUCAAUAUUAAUCUCGAAGACAUCGAUCGCAAAAUAGUGCAAUGUAUCUUUCUAUUGAUGUAUGUUUCUGUCGAAUCGUAAUUGUUAUACGCAGAAAAUACGUUUAAAUUGUCGCAUAAAUUUUUUUGCGUCAUUCCUUGCAGAAAAUCUGGAAGAAAAUUUCUUUAUGAUGACAGCAGAUAAUGAAUCUGCCUGCCAGUAUUCAUUAUAUAAUAUAUAAGGUGUCUCGAAAUUUAAGAGCGAAUUAAAAUAUCACAGCAAGAAAAUUAUCAAAAAAA